GAUGCUUCUGAGUCGUGUAAACAACUUAAGUAUAACUCCAAAAGAUGUGGGCUUUGUCUAAACGUCAUUGAGAAUAAAAUGGCUGAUGCGCUGGAAUCUGCUUGCAUUAAACCACUUGAAGAUAAUAUCUUCACCUACAAGUCCAAUGUCACUGUGAAGGUCAGCCCUAAAAAUACCCAGGAUGCAAUUAAAUGGCAAACAUAUUGUGACAUCUGUCAAAAAAUAUUCAGGAACAAAGAAUCACUCCCUCUCCAUAAAAGAACAAAGCACCAAGAUAUGAACAAUGAUUCACAUUUGUCUCAGGUAGCUUCAGACAAAGAGCAGGCAGCAGAUCAUCUGUACUGCUUCAAUCAUAAAAAAAAUGUUGAAACUGAACAUGAAGUAGACAUUGGCAAUGGGCUAUCCCACAGCAAGAAAUGUUUGUGCCGUGGGACUCUGAAAAACACGGAGCUUACAGAGGAACAGCUGCGGUACAAGCUAUGUGAC
This is a messenger RNA of Lymnaea stagnalis (great pond snail), 486 nucleotides long. The record is from the annotation of a GenBank genome assembly. Lineage: Eukaryota; Metazoa; Mollusca; Gastropoda; Lymnaeidae.